AUGUGUCAUCUGCUAGGCAAGAAAUCAUGGAACGUAUAUAACAAGGACAACAUCGAGCGCGUGCGUCGCGACGAGGCCAAAGCCAAAGCGGCCGAGGAGGCCGAGGAGCAUCGCAUGCAGGAAGUCGAUGCGGCACGACGACUAGCCAUUCUACGUGGCGAAGUACCGCCCCCGAUUGAACAAGAUGAAGAAGCUGCCGCGCUCGAGCCAGAGGCGGCGAGCGGGAGCAGGCCGUCGCACAGUCUUGGCACAGGCAGGCGGCCGCGAAAGCGCCACGGCGAAGACGACACCGACUUUGAGCUGCGCAUCGCCAAGGAGCGCGAGCUCACUGUGAGCCGGGCCGCCACGGAAGCGAAGCGCACCACGAGCUCAGCGCCCAUUGUUGACCGCCGGGGUCACAUUGACCUGUUUGGCAGGGACAGCAACAACAAGAACCACGCCCAUACCGAGAAGAAUGAGGAUGCGGAGCGAGAGGCGAGCCGCAAGAGGCGUGAAUACGAAGACCAGUAUACAAUGCGCUUUGCCAACGCCGGCGGCCAGCCAGGGCUCGAUGCGCCCUGGUACUCGGCGGGCGGGCGCAAGGAGCAGCAGACAAUGGCGGUGAUGAAGAAUGUCUGGGGCCGCGACGACCCGCAGCGCAAAGAGCGCGACGAGAAGCGCAUCGUGGCGAGCGAUCCGCUGGCAAUGAUGAAGCAGGGCGCCGCCAAGGUGCGCGAGCUCAAGCAGGAGCCGGAGAGGGCGCCAUGGGGGGCGGGAGCACCGCUCAAGGAGGCAUAG
Beauveria bassiana ARSEF 2860 is the source of this 777-nucleotide messenger RNA. RefSeq names its product homocitrate synthase. The transcript is spliced from 3 exons. NCBI's taxonomy places the organism in Eukaryota, Fungi, Ascomycota, Sordariomycetes, Hypocreales, Cordycipitaceae. Bases 1 to 777 code for a protein of 258 amino acids. The record is from RefSeq and is a predicted model, not a curated record.